Molecule: messenger RNA, 5027 nt
Organism: Neohortaea acidophila
Lineage: Eukaryota; Fungi; Ascomycota; Dothideomycetes; Mycosphaerellales; Teratosphaeriaceae
Product: dsRNA-specific nuclease
Exons: 6
Coding region: 154-4839 (1561 amino acids)
Biological process (GO): siRNA processing
Cellular component (GO): cytoplasm; nucleus; RISC complex
Molecular function (GO): RNA binding; ATP binding; ribonuclease III activity
Source: RefSeq, a predicted model, not a curated record
GUGCCGUGUAGGUAGCAAACGUAGCAGCCCUUCACGUGCCUGUCUGCCGUAAGUCUGAGGUCUUGUGCUGCCACGCUUCAACACGCGCAGAACAUCCUCUCCAAACAUCUCCUGCUCUCCAUCCUCAUCAACGCAGUAGACCGCGCCGUCAUCAUGGACUCUGACUACGCAGACCAGGAUGAUUCGGACGACGAACGCGGCGAGGACAUGGCGAUGCCUGCUUCCAGCCUCAGCCAACGUCGCAAGAGGCAGAGGGAAGUCUUCGAGAAGUGGCUGGUCAGUCGUGCUGGCCAAGAGGCAAUCAAGCCCAAGACCAAAGACUCCAAACCUAUUGAGGUGGCCGACGAGGAGCUGUCACUCUCUUCCCUCAUGUCAAAGGACUCCCUCGUCAUCCGCAAUCCCAGAGAUUAUCAACUGGAGCUAUUCGAGCGUGCCAAGAAGGAGAACACCAUCGCUGUCCUCGACACUGGCUCGGGCAAAACGCUGAUCGCCGUUCUCCUGCUUCGCUGGGUCAUUGAUCACGAGCUGGAGCAUCGUGCCGCCGGAGGAACUCCCAGGAUAUCCUUCUUCUUGGUGGCCUCGGUCACCUUGGCUUAUCAACAAUCUGCGGUCCUCAAGAGCAACCUUGAUCACGAGGUGACGCGAGUUUGCGGUACCGACAACGCAGAUGCGUGGAAGAAAUCGAGAUGGCUUGAAUUGUUUGCCACCAACAAGGUCAUUGUAUGCACUGCCGCCAUACUUGCAUCAUGUCUCUCCAAGGGUUAUAUCACGAUGAAAGAGAUCAAUCUCUUGAUCUUCGACGAAGCCCACCACGCGAAGAAGAAUCACGACUAUGCUCGGAUCGUCAAGGACUUCUACCUGCAAGCGGAGCCGCCCGACCGUCCCCGGAUCUUUGGUAUGACGGCAAGCCCCAUCGACGCCAAAGCCGACGUUGUUCAAGCAGCUACCGAACUGGAAACUCUUCUGCACUCGAAAAUUGCAACCACCAGAGAUGUUUCUCUUACGGGCGCCGUGACACGGCCUACAGAGCUACUUCUGCGCUACUCCCGCCUCAGCCAGCCAUUUGCGACCGAUCUUUUGCAAACAACAAAAGCCAAGCACGGCCAUAUUCACACUUUCCAGACGUACUUCGAAAAGUCCCCCGUCAUCGCUCGGGAACUGGGCAGUUGGUGUGCCGAUCAGUUUCUGAUGGAGAAAUUGAGCGAAAAGCGACUGCGCCUGCACGAGUUGUCCACCGAGCGUAGGUUCCGAGCUCGCUCUGCUCAAGACGAAGAAAGACAUGAACUCGACGCCGCCCUUGCUGAGCUAAAGCCCGCGAUCGCUUUCAUGGACGACGUUCGAGACAAGUCUGCAACUCUCGCAAUUAAUCAUUCAAUGCUGAGCUCAAAGGUGAUUGAGUUGAAAGCAUACUUGGACUACCAGUUCGAAAGGCCAACGUCUCAGCGCUGCAUCGUCUUUGUGGACCGGAGAGACUCCGCCCGACUGCUGGCAUCUCUGUUCCAGAAGAUUGGAACGGAACACAUGAAGUCUGCCUUCUUGAUCGGCGGUGCCAGUGAACCAGACGAAGACGCCUUCUCCGUCAGACAACAAGUGAUGACCCUCAUCAAGUUUCGUGGCGGCAGCAUCAACUGUCUGUUCGCAACAAGCGUUGCAGAGGAGGGCUUGGACGUUCCGGAUUGCAACCUGGUCAUCCGCUUCGACAUGUACAAAACAAUGAUUCAGUUUGUGCAGUCCCGUGGCAGGGCUCGUCAGAAAAACUCCCGAUUUGUCCACAUGCUCGAGAUGAGAAACUCGAUCCACGAACAGCUGGUGCAAGAGGUGCGGUACCAGGAGAUCGUCAUGCGCCAGUUUUCGCAAGCCAUGCCAGAAGACCGCAGACUAGUUGGCAGCGAGGACUGCCUAGAGAGUUUGAUGGCCAAAGAACAAGGAUUGCGCGUCUACAUCGACCCGACCACCGGUGCAAAACUGACGUACAAUAAUGCUCUUGUGUACCUGGCCAAUUUCGUCUCCGCAAUACCGACGGAAUCGAAUGAGCCACAACAUCCCACGUACAUCGUUACCUCACGCGGACCCAAGUUCAUCUGCGAAGUUCUGCUGCCCGGGGGUGGGCCCGUUCCGCUUCGUUCGACCAUUGGGCGCCUGUGCUCCAAAAAGGCCAUUGCGAAGCGAUCUGCUGCCUUCGAGGCAUGCAUCGAGCUGAGGAAGCGUCUAUAUCUGGACGAGCAUUUGAUGCCAACGUAUCAAAAGAAGUUGCCGGCGAUGCGGAAUGCACUCUUGCCCGUCAGCGCGCACAAGACGAAUCAGUAUCUCAUGCGAACCAAGCCAUCUCUUUGGGAACACAUGAGAGGGACGUUGCCGUUGGAGCUGUGGAUGACAAUUCUCGAGUUUCCCGAUGGACUCGACAGGCGAUGCCAACCCAUAGCACUGCUGACGAGGUCUCGUCUGCCCGACUUCCCAAGCUUUUCACUAUUUCUGAACGAUGGCCGCGAAACGAAGCUGAGAUCUCAGCAGCUGCAACACCCUCUGCAACUGGGCACGACGGAUCUUCAAGACAUCGCAGGGCUUGAUUCUCUGACUGGCACUCCGAAGAGCUGCAACUCGACUCCAUUUCGUCGCGAAGAAGUCGUGAAUAAACUGACUGCAUUUACUUUGCGUGUGUUUAAAGAUGUUUUCAGCAAGACUUUCGAAGAGGAUGCUGCUAGCUUCUCCUAUUGGUUCGCGCCAAUAAGAGCGAAGAGUGUGAUAAUCCCUCACAUGCGCGCAGAUGCGGCCAUAGACUGGAAUACGGUUGAAGAAGUAUGUCACAACAACUCAUAUCCAUGGAAGCCCGACACUCCCGCGAAGACCUUGGUAGACCGUUUUCUCGUCGACAAAUGGGACGGCGGCAGAAAGUUCUACUCCACGGCAGUGAGCGACACCCUCAGACCACUCGACCCGGUUCCGCUGGAUGCGGCAAAGGCCAAACACAAUGAGAAUAUCCUUGGCUAUACCGUCAGCCUUUGGAAAAAGGCCCGCGAAAUGGCUGUGUGGAAUCCCGAUCAACCUGUCAUUGAAGCGGAAAAGAUGCUUUUCCGUCGAAAUCUCCUUGCCAAACCAGAGGAUAAGGAAACGCAGGUCAGCACGAAGGCAUACCUCUGCCCCGAGCCCCUGACAAUAUCGGCUUUGCGUCCCGCCAUCGUGGUCUCCUGUCUCACAUUGCCAGCGAUCAUUCACCGUUUCGAAUCCUACAUGAUUGCACUCGAAGCCUGCCAGCUGACGAGCAUCCCAUGCGCGCCUGCGCUCGCGUUAGAGGCAAUGACGAAAGACUCCGAUCACACCGACGAACAUGACAAACCCGCGCAAAUCAAUUUCAAACGAGGCAUGGGUAACUCCUAUGAAAGGCUGGAGUUCUUGGGAGAUGCAUUCCUCAAGACAGCGACGACAGUUUCAACGUUCAUCCAGAACCCCACCGGCAACGAGUUUGAAAUGCACGUUCGACGCAUGCAGCUCUUAUGCAACAAAAACCUGUUCAACGUGGCCCUCGAGCUGAAGUUGUACGAAUACAUACGUACCAUGUCCUUCUCUCGGCGACUGUGGUAUCCCGAAGGCCUAAAUCUCUUGCAUGGGAAAGGAUCGAACAAGCAUGAAGAAUUCGCAGUCAUCAAACACGGGCUGGCCCACAAGACGAUCGCGGAUGUGUCGGAGGCACUGAUCGGAGCGGCUUUCAUGAGCCACGAUAGGCCAGGCGAGCAGUGGCAUGAGCAGCAGUGGGAAAAUGCAGUGCACGCGGUCACCAAGCUGACGACACUAUCGAGGCGCGACGAUCCAGAAACACCGGUUCAUCUCAUGGAGAAGUGGGACGACUACCGGAAAGCGUAUAACAAGCCAGCCUACCAAACGGCCAUUUCGACUGCCUCUCAACGCGAUCUCGUGGAGAAAGCUGCUCGCGAACAUCCAUACCGCUUCAAACAUCCGUCGCUUCUUCGUGUCGCGUUCAUCCAUCCAUCCCAGCCGUUCAGCGAAGAAAACUUGCCAAAUUACCAGAGGCUCGAGUUCCUCGGCGACAGCUUGCUUGAUCUCGCCAGUAUCACACAUAUCUUCUACCGAUUCGCCGACAAAGAUCCCCAAUGGCUGACGGAACACAAAAUGGCCAUGGUCUCGAACAAAUUUCUCGGCUGCGUCUGCGUCAACCUGGGUUUCCACAAGCAUCUGCGACAUGCUCACGGCACUCUCGAACACCAGAUUACAGCAUACGUGACCGAACUGCUCGAAGCGAAGAGUACCGCUGGAGACAGCAGAGACUACUGGACAACCGUGGCCGAUCCGCCCAAGUGCUUGCCAGACAUUGUCGAAUCCUUCGUCGGAGCCAUGUUCAUCGACUCCGAUUUCGAUUACAACGUGGUGCAGGACUUUUUCGAUAGGCACAUCAAGUGGUACUUCGAGGAUAUGAGCAUCUACGAUUCCUACGCCAACAACCAUCCGUGUACUCACUUUUACAAUCUGAUUCAAGUGACGUACGGAUGUCAAGAUUACGCUCUCUUCACCAAACCAAUCCCGAGCGUGGACGGCCUGGAGCUGGACACCCCCGACGUGGUCGCCGUUGUCAUCAUUCACGACGAGGUCAUUGCUAAUUCCACGGGCAAAUCGGGCAGGUAUGCCAAACUGCGCGUUGCAAACCAAGCGAUUGAGGUCAUCGAGGGUCUGGCGCCAUAUGAGUUUCGCGCACGUUUCGGCUGCAACUGCCAACACGGAGGAGGCGAAGGUGUGGACGCUGGAGCAAGCGGGAUCGAGCUGCCCGGGGAUCCAAAAGGCCUCGGAGAAGGAGUGAACGUGGAGUGGAAGGGUGUGGAGGAGCAUUGAGGAUCAGUCGCGUCGAUUCGGGAGAAGUACAGUAUCGAUGCAUAUCCUGCACAGUCUCGUAGCGAACCCGUAUUACACUCUGAUGACAAUAAACGAGAGGUAAGUCUAUAUGGCAUAUGGCAGUACUAGCCAUGUUCGAUGCCCGCUAUGCAAUUCGAAAGCAUGCCCACCAUGCAGCAUCAAUUUCA